Hyaloscypha bicolor E is the source of this 789-nucleotide messenger RNA. RefSeq names its product putative histone H4. The record is from RefSeq and is a predicted model, not a curated record. Lineage: Eukaryota; Fungi; Ascomycota; Leotiomycetes; Helotiales; Hyaloscyphaceae. Gene Ontology annotation, molecular function: structural constituent of chromatin; protein heterodimerization activity; DNA binding. Gene Ontology annotation, biological process: nucleosome assembly. Bases 243 to 698 code for a protein of 151 amino acids. The transcript has 6 exons.
CGUACCUUUUGAAAGUGAUUUCCGUCACCUUCAAGAAGAGCGUUCUUUUCACCUUUAACUUUUUAGAUUCACUCCAUCUUCUCAAGCCGCUUACCCCUCAACGCGUUAGCGCAAGGCUGGGGCUCGUCGCCUUGCACUGUGAAACCUCACAGUGACUCGAGGUAUUCAAAAACAACACCACUGCAUUGGCCGACAUAGACUGCAAGUUAAUCCGCUCUUGUAAGGUCAAGAUCAAAACAAACAUGGCACCAUUCUCGUCUCCUGCGAGUCGGGCCUUUCCUUUCGGACCCAGAAGUGACCCCAGAAGUAACGGCCGGCCCACCCUCGCAGGCAAGACCGUGCUGUCCAGCCAGCACGAAGCUGGGAGAGGCAAGUCCUCACGCGGAAUAGGCAUGAGAGGUGCGAAGCGCAUGCGCAAGAUUCCUCGGGACUGCAUACAAGGAAUCACAAAAAGCGAUAUCCGCCGUCUUGCCAGGCGGGGCGGCGUAAAGAGAAUAUCGGCUACUAUCUAUGAGGAAACGCGGUACGCAUUGAAACAGUAUCUCGAGAGGAUCCUGAAGGAUGUGGUUGCGAUUACUGAGCAUUCCAAGAGGAAGACAAUCACUGUCACAGACGUCAUCUUUGCAUUGCGCCGUCAAGGUCGCCCCAUUUAUGGUUUUGAUCACAAGGGUGGAUCUUCCAAGACGACUCUAUACUAGGGAACCUCUCAGGAGCUACGUUCUCGCGCGUCAGCGGCGGCCUUCUUCCUUUUGUCUCUGGAAGAGAAUCCGCGGCGCACAUGGCGUUGAA